Molecule: messenger RNA, 6132 nt
Organism: Oryzias latipes (Japanese medaka)
Lineage: Eukaryota; Metazoa; Chordata; Actinopteri; Beloniformes; Adrianichthyidae
Product: unconventional myosin-Va
Biological process (GO): actin filament organization
Cellular component (GO): myosin complex; membrane; cytoplasm
Molecular function (GO): ATP binding; actin filament binding; microfilament motor activity
Source: RefSeq, a predicted model, not a curated record
AGCGUGUGGAGGCUGAACGCGCCGGUGUGGCCGCGAGAGCUGCGAAUUCCGAAGAGCACAGAAGUGUUCCUCAGGGCUGAGGGAGUAACAUGAACCAGGCGUCUUUCUAUGGACAAAGGAGGACAUCUUCACCAAAGGCUCACUGAGCAGGCAGCAGGACAUGGCAACCUCUGAACUUUACUCCAAGCAUGCCCGCGUUUGGCUCCCAGAUGCAGCCACAGUGUGGCAGUCGGCAGAGCUUACCAAAGAUUACACCCCCGGCGACCUGACGCUGUGCCUGCAGCUGGAGGAUGGCACGAAUGUGGAACACAAAAUAAACCCCCAAACCACCAGCCUGCCCCCUCUAAGAAACCCUGACAUCCUGGUAGGGGAAAAUGACCUGACAGCUCUCAGCUACCUUCACGAGCCAGCGGUGCUGCACAACCUUAAAGUGCGCUUCAUCGACUCCAAGCUGAUCUACACAUACUGUGGAAUUGUCCUGGUUGCCAUCAAUCCUUACGAGAGCCUGCCUAUCUAUGAACCCGACAUCAUUAAUGCCUACAGUGGGCAAAACAUGGGGGACAUGGACCCUCACAUCUUUGCAGUUGCUGAGGAAGCUUAUAAGCAAAUGGCCAGAGAUCAAAGAAACCAGUCCAUCAUUAUCAGUGGGGAAUCUGGAGCAGGCAAAACCGUUUCUGCUAAGUACGCCAUGCGUUACUUCGCCACAGUCAGCUGCUCUUCUGGGGAGGCCAAUGUUGAGGAGCGAGUUUUGGCAUCCAGUCCCAUCAUGGAGGCUUUUGGGAAUGCCAAGACGACACGGAACGACAACAGCAGUCGCUUUGGGAAGUACAUUGAGAUUGGAUUUGACAAAAAGUACUGUAUAAUUGGAGCCAACAUGAGAACCUACUUAUUAGAAAAGUCCAGAGUUGUGUUUCAGGCUCAUGGAGAAAGAAAUUACCAUAUAUUCUACCAGCUCUGUGCCUCUUCACAUUUACCAGAGUUCAAAACCUUCAAGUUGGGUUGUGCAGAUGACUUCCACUGCACUAAACAGGGUCAGAGUCCCAUCAUAGAUGGAGUAAACGAUGCUAAAGAACUGUGCAGCACCAGGAGGGCAUUUUCUCUUCUAGGAAUGGAAGAAGAGGAUCAAAUGGAGAUUUAUCAAAUUCUGUCAGCGCUCCUUCAUCUCAGCAAUGUUGAGAUUAAAGAUCAGUCAGGAGAUCGGAGUAGUAUCUCGCCCGAUGAUGUCCACAUGAUGGUUUUCUGUGAGCUGAUGGGAGUGCCUUGUGAGGAAACGGCCCACUGGCUCUGUCACAGGAAACUCAAAACAUCCAAAGAAAGCUUUGUGAAGCCCGUUCCUCGAGUGAAUGCAGUCCAGGGCCGGGAUGCCCUUGCCAAACACAUUUAUGCCAGGCUCUUCAGCUGGAUUGUAGGCUGUGUAAACGGUGCCUUAAAAUCCACAGGAAAACAAAACUCAUUCAUUGGUGUGCUUGAUAUUUAUGGAUUUGAAACAUUUGAUGUAAACAGCUUUGAACAAUUCUGCAUCAACUACGCCAACGAGAAGCUUCAACAGCAGUUCAACCUGCAUGUUUUUAAACUGGAUCAAGAGGAGUACAUGAGGGAGGGGAUCCCCUGGACACUGAUCGAUUUCUAUGACAACCAGCCCUGCAUCAACCUCAUUGAAGCCAAGCUUGGAGUGCUGGACCUUCUGGAUGAGGAGUGCAAGAUGCCCAAAGGCUCUGAUGACACGUGGACACAGAAACUUUACAACAUCCUCCUGAAGCAGAACUCUCACUUUGAAAAGCCAAGGCUAUCAAACAGAGCCUUCAUCAUCCACCACUUUGCUGACAAGGUGGAGUACCAAUGUCUGGGAUUCUUAGAGAAAAAUAAGGACACGGUCAAUGAGGAGCAGAUCAAUGCUUUGAAAAAAACGAAGUUUGAUUUUCUGCUGAAACUGUUUGAUGAAGAUGACAAGGGAACAGGUUCUCCUAACAAACUCACACCUGGAAGAGCUGGACAAAGUCAGAGAGACAAUAAGAAGACGGUUGGACUGCAGUUUCGACAGUCUUUGCAUUUGCUGAUGGAGACGCUAAAUUCAACAACUCCGCACUAUGUGCGCUGCAUCAAACCAAAUGACCUUAAAGCCCCGUUCGUGUUGGACCCUGUCAGGGCUGUGCAGCAGCUAAGAGCGUGCGGCGUCCUCGAAACAAUACGAAUCUCAGCAGCGGGAUUCCCUUCUAGAUGGAGCUAUCCGGAAUUCUUUACUCGUUAUCGAGUCCUGAUGAAGCAGAAGGAUGUGCUUCCUGAUAGAAAACAGACCUGCAAAGAUCUCUUAGAAAAACUAAUUAAGAACCAGGAGAAAUACCAGUUUGGCAAAAACAAAAUCUUCUUUAGAGCUGGACAAGUGGCGUACUUGGAGAAGCUCCGGUCCGAUAAAUUACGCUUGGCCUGCGUCUCCAUCCAAAAGACUAUCCGCUGCUGGCUGGCUCGCAGAAAGUACCUUAAGACGAGACGGUCUGUCAUCACCAUACAGAAAUACACACGUGGUCACCAGGCGCGGAGGUAUGUUGACUUUCUGCGACAAACGAGGGCAGCCGUCACCAUCCAGUGCAAUGUCCGCAUGUGGUUGGAAAGGAAACGCUACCUGCAGAAGCGCUCUGCAGCCAUUGCAAUUCAGAGCAUGUUGAGGGCUCACAUGGCCAAACAGCAGUAUUAUAAGCUGCUGUUUGAGCAAAAGGCAGUGAUCAUUCAGAAGUGGGUGAGAGGCUGGUUGGCGAAGCAGCACUACAGACGCACUCUCGCUGCCGUCGUCCUGCUGCAGAGCUGUGUGCGUCGCAUCAAGGCCAAGAAGGAACUGAGGAAGCUGAAAGUGGAGGCACGCUCUGUGGAGCACUUCAAGAAUCUCAACGUUGGCAUGGAGAACAAAAUUGUGCAACUCCAACAGAAACUAAACGAGCAGCAAAAAGAAAACAAGGAAUUCAGUGAAAGACUGUCUGUUCUGGAGAAGACUCUCACUCUUGAGAGAGAAAGACAAAGCAGAGAGAUAGAAAGUCUACGAAGAUCUGAGGAGGAAACCCGAGCCAAAGCAGAGACGGUUCCUUCACUGCUGGAGCAACUUUCCUUCCUGCAACAAAAACUAGAAACCACUUGCAGAGAAAAAGAUGAACUUGAGGAGCAGACGAGGAUCUACAAGGAGCAGACCCAGCAGGUGGUGGAUGACCUUAAUCUGAAGAACACCUUGUUGCAGAGCAACAUAGAUGAUCUAAACAAGGAAAUUAUCCAGCAAGCUCAACAGUUGACAGAGACCAAAGCAAACUUUGAGGAUACCAAACAACUGGAAAAGGAUUUAACAGAAGAACGGUCUCGCUACCAAAGUCUGCUGAGUGAACACCUACACCUGGAGGAACGACACAAAGACCUGAAGGAAGAGAUGAUUCUCAGCAAUAAUUCAAGCAAACGUGGUCACAAGAGGACAGACUCCAACUACAGCAGUAACUCCUCAGAGUUUACUCAGAGCUUAGACUCCUUUGAGGGGGAAGACAGUGUUAUCCAAGCAGAGAAUGAGAACAAGACAACUGUGGACUUGCCAAUUCUUCUUAGGCUCCAGAGAAGAGUAAAAGAAUUAGAGCAGGAAAAACAGUCACUAUGGCAACAGCUUGAUAAAAAUGAGGAAGCCCAACAACAAAAAGAAAAGGACAUUGAAAAGCAGAGCACUGUUGGAAGAACAGAACUAGACCUGGAAACACUCAAGCGGAUAGAAUUGGAGUCUGAGAACAAGAAAUUGAAGCAGGAUCUGACUGAUCUUCGAAAGUCUCUGAGCAGUGAGAACAGUGAUGCUGCCCCCCCUGCUCCUGGUUCUUUGCCGUAUAAGACAUUACUGGAACAGCUGACCUCUUCUAUCGAGGAGCUGGAGAUGCGGAAAGACGAAGUGCUGCUCCUUCGGUCACAUAUGGUUCGUCAGGAGGCGCUCAAACACAGGGACUCUAUCCUUGGAGAAAAUGCUAAAUUAGAGCUUGGCGAAAUCGCUUCUUUUCAAGAUGUUAACAAAUCCACAGAUGUCCAUGCACUGAAUGAGGAUGGAGAGUUGUGGCUGGCUUAUGAAGGUCUGAAAGAAACCAACAGGCUACUAGAGUGCCAAAUGCAGGAGGAGCAACGUGUUCAUGAUGAGAGGUACCAGAAGCUGCUGGAGGAGGUGAACAAGCUGAAGGCUGAGAAGGAGCAACAGCAAAAGCUGCUGGCUCAAAGCCUCAUUUUGCCUGAAGAUGCUCGAAUCGAGGCGAGCCUGAAACAUGAAAUCACUCGACUCACCAAUGAAAACCUGGAGCGAAUGGAACAACAAGAAAAACAAGAAAAAACUAUCCGCAAGUUAACAAAGCAACUUAAAAUGUAUAUGAAAAAAGUGGAAGAUUUUGAAGCAAGUGUACAGCAAGCGUCUGUGACAACUGAUCCUGUCAGAGUGGUGAACAUCACCCGUAAAGAGAAGGAGUACCAGGGCAUGUUGGAGUACAAGGAGAGUGACCUGAGUCGCCUGCUCAAAUACUUAAUCAUUGAUCUGAAGCCUCGUGGUGUGGCUGUCACUUUCACUCCAGGGCUUCCAGCCUACAUCGUCUUCAUGUGCCUUCGGUACACAGACAACAUUAGCGACGACAGGAGAGUCAGCACCCUGCUUAAUUCCACCAUCAGCAGCAUCAAAGGGGUGGUGAAGAGGAAGGGAGAGGAUUUUGAGGUGAUUUCUUUCUGGCUGGCCAACACCUGCCGCUUGAUGCACUGUCUGAAGCAGUACAGUGGAGACGAAGCCUUUAUGGUCCACAACACUGCUAAGCAGAAUGAGCAGUGCCUAACCAAUUUCGAACUGUCGGAGUAUCAUCAGCUGUUUGGUGACUUGGCCAUCCAAAUUUACCAUCAACUAAUCAAAUGCUUGGACAACAUUCUGCAGCCUCUCAUAGUUGCGAGCAUGCUGGAGCACGAGCCAAUCCAGGGUGUGUUAGGGUCCAAACCCACAGGUCUGAGAAAGAGGAGCACCAGUACCUCUGAUGGGGCUGUAACAAUUGAGGUCCUCCUGCAGCGUCUCAGUGUCUUCCUGACCACAAUGAGUCAGCAUGGGAUGGAUGUACAUGUCGUCAAGCAGAUCAUCAAGCAGGAAUUCUACGUUAUCGGUGCCGUCACACUAAACCACCUGCUGCUGCGAAAGGACAUGUGUUCCUGGAGUAAAGGACUGCACAUCAGGUAUAAUGUCUGGCAGCUGGAGGAGUGGCUGGCGGAGAAUGAGCUGACCGACAGCGGUGCAAAAGAGUCGCUGGAGCCUCUCAUCCAGGCUGCACAGCUUCUGCAGAUAAAGAAAAAAACUGAGGCUGACGCCUUGGCGAUCUGCAACAUGUGCACUGCCCUCACAACCGCACAGAUCAUUAAAGUCUUGACUCUGUACACACCAGUGAUUGAUUUUGAAGAGAGAGUGUCAACCACCUUCAUCUCAACUAUAAAGAACCUUUUGAAAGACAGGAAUGACUCAGCCACCUUAAUGAUGGAUGCCAAGAAAAUCUUCUCUGUUAUCUUUCCAUUCACUCCCUCCUCUGUGGCUUUGGAGACCCUUCAGAUUCCAGCGAGCCUUAAUCUGGCUUUCCUUACUCGAGUCUAGAUCAGAGGUCUGAUGUGUUUAGCUUGCCUGUUUAUAUAUAUAAAAAAUGCACACUCUGCUAGCACUUUGUUUGCUCUGCUUUUCCAUUAGAAUAUUUUGAUACUGGAACUCAAGAAUCCACAGAAUGUGUUUGAAUGUACAUUUUUUAAGACUUUGCAAAAAAGUACGAGUAUAAACAGAAAAAAACAAGUAAUGUCUGCCAUCUUGUACUUGCAACAUACUGUGCUGCUGGUUGAUAUUCAUCAGUUAUUUUUUAUGUGUGUAAUAGUUAAACUCUAAAGUGAUUUCACAUGUUGAGAAAGCAUUUAGAGUAUUUUCACUGCCAGUUCUGUUAUGUCAAAAUGUUGCCUUUUUGAGUAAUAUUUAAUGUUCAUUUAAAUUUACAGGAUUUCUAGAAACAAAAGCCUACUGUUUUAUAAGUGUAACUCUGUAUUCCUACAAAAAAGAUCUUAAGGUAUUUAUGCGAGUUAUAGUUGGAGUAAAGAAAAAAAAAAGAAUAAACUGUAUGCAUUACCAACAAA